UCCCUCUCCAAUUUCGAUUCGCAAGACCAAGAUUUGCUCCCUCCUCAACUCAAAUCCCGAGCUCCGACGAUGCCGAAAAAGACGGCGGGGCGGCAGCGGAUCGACACGACGAAGCUGAUAGAGGACCGCUCCCAGCGGCAGGUGACGUUCUCGAAGCGCCGCCCGACGCUCUUCGCCUACGCCGCCGACCUCUCUGCGUGCUUCGGCGUCGACACGGCCGUCGUCGUCUUCUCCGAGAGCGGCACGGCCUACGCCUUCGGCAGCCCCUCAGUCGACGCCGUCCUCCGCCGCCACAAAGACGACGGCAGGGAGCCGCUCCCCGGCGACGCCGCUCUUGAUCUCGGCGACCUGGCGGCGAGGCGGCGGGAGCUGAAGGAAGCCGAGGCGCUGGCGGCGGCGGAGAAGGAGCGGAUGAAGGCUAUCGGAGUCAAGGUGAAGCUGGCCGUGGCGGAGGCGGGGAGGGCGGGGUGGUGGGAGGCCCACGCGGGGGCGCUCGGGGAGGCGGAGCUGCCGGAGUUCGAGAGGGCGCUCCGGAAGCUCAGGGACGCCGUCCGCUGCCUCGUCGACAAGAAGGCCGCUCCGUUGCCCGCCGCCGACGCGCCUGCGUGAACCAACCUUGCUGUUCGGCUUCUCUUGAUCCUUUCUUUGUUCUUGGUUCUAGGUAGGCCCGAGAUCGACUGAUUCUUGAUUUCCGUGGCCGUUCUUGAAAAUCACAAAAGCUUUUUCUUUUCUUUUCUUGGAGAACUAGCUAGUCUCCUGUAGAACGUAGGAGGAACAGAAUUGUGCCACACAGAGGCACCAGCAGACGUGUAAAGCUUUUGACUUGAUUCAAGAAACAAAUACAGUAUUAUUACAAGUAGCUA
This is a messenger RNA of Lolium perenne, 863 nucleotides long. Its product is annotated as agamous-like MADS-box protein AGL61. Gene Ontology annotation, biological process: regulation of transcription by RNA polymerase II. The record is from RefSeq and is a predicted model, not a curated record. Gene Ontology annotation, molecular function: RNA polymerase II cis-regulatory region sequence-specific DNA binding; DNA-binding transcription factor activity, RNA polymerase II-specific; protein dimerization activity. NCBI's taxonomy places the organism in Eukaryota, Viridiplantae, Streptophyta, Magnoliopsida, Poales, Poaceae.